Messenger RNA from Saccharomyces cerevisiae S288C, 1776 nucleotides. It is a transcript of the gene KRS1, whose product is annotated as lysine--tRNA ligase KRS1. Bases 1 to 1776 code for a protein of 591 amino acids. Gene Ontology annotation, molecular function: nucleotide binding; nucleic acid binding; aminoacyl-tRNA ligase activity. The record is from RefSeq and is marked reviewed. NCBI's taxonomy places the organism in Eukaryota, Fungi, Ascomycota, Saccharomycetes, Saccharomycetales, Saccharomycetaceae. Gene Ontology annotation, biological process: tRNA aminoacylation for protein translation; lysyl-tRNA aminoacylation. The transcript has a single exon. Gene Ontology annotation, cellular component: cytoplasm.
AUGUCUCAACAAGAUAAUGUCAAAGCCGCCGCUGAAGGUGUUGCUAACCUACAUCUCGACGAAGCUACCGGGGAAAUGGUCUCCAAGUCUGAAUUGAAGAAGCGUAUCAAGCAAAGACAAGUCGAAGCUAAAAAGGCCGCCAAAAAGGCUGCCGCUCAACCAAAACCGGCUUCCAAAAAAAAAACAGAUUUGUUCGCUGACCUGGAUCCAUCGCAAUAUUUCGAAACAAGAUCUCGCCAAAUUCAAGAAUUGAGAAAGACUCACGAACCAAAUCCAUACCCACACAAGUUUCACGUUUCUAUAUCCAAUCCUGAGUUCUUGGCCAAAUAUGCGCAUUUGAAAAAAGGUGAAACCUUACCUGAAGAGAAGGUUUCAAUUGCUGGUAGAAUUCAUGCCAAAAGAGAAUCUGGCUCCAAAUUGAAAUUCUAUGUUCUUCACGGUGAUGGUGUUGAAGUUCAAUUGAUGUCCCAAUUGCAGGACUACUGCGACCCAGACUCUUACGAAAAGGAUCACGACCUUUUGAAAAGGGGUGAUAUCGUUGGUGUCGAGGGUUACGUCGGAAGAACUCAACCAAAGAAAGGUGGUGAAGGUGAAGUUUCCGUCUUCGUUAGCAGAGUGCAAUUAUUGACACCAUGUUUGCACAUGUUACCUGCCGACCACUUUGGUUUCAAAGACCAGGAAACCAGAUACAGAAAGCGUUAUUUGGAUUUGAUCAUGAACAAAGACGCCAGAAACCGUUUUAUUACCCGUUCUGAAAUUAUCCGUUACAUCAGAAGAUUUUUGGACCAAAGAAAGUUUAUUGAAGUAGAAACUCCAAUGAUGAACGUUAUUGCUGGUGGUGCUACCGCUAAGCCAUUUAUUACCCACCAUAAUGACCUUGAUAUGGACAUGUACAUGAGAAUUGCUCCAGAAUUGUUCUUGAAACAAUUGGUUGUCGGUGGUUUGGAUCGUGUUUACGAAAUUGGUAGACAAUUCAGAAAUGAAGGUAUCGAUAUGACACAUAAUCCAGAAUUCACCACUUGUGAGUUUUAUCAAGCCUACGCUGAUGUUUAUGAUUUGAUGGAUAUGACUGAAUUGAUGUUUUCAGAAAUGGUCAAGGAGAUCACUGGUUCUUAUAUUAUCAAAUACCAUCCGGACCCUGCUGAUCCAGCCAAAGAACUAGAAUUGAACUUUUCUAGACCAUGGAAGAGAAUCAACAUGAUUGAAGAAUUAGAAAAGGUAUUCAACGUUAAGUUCCCAUCUGGUGAUCAAUUACAUACAGCUGAGACUGGUGAAUUUUUGAAAAAGAUUCUUGUCGACAACAAAUUAGAAUGUCCACCUCCACUAACUAAUGCUCGUAUGUUAGAUAAGCUUGUCGGUGAAUUAGAAGAUACAUGUAUCAACCCAACUUUCAUUUUUGGCCACCCUCAAAUGAUGUCUCCAUUAGCCAAGUACUCAAGAGAUCAACCGGGUCUAUGUGAGCGUUUCGAGGUCUUUGUAGCUACAAAGGAAAUUUGUAAUGCCUACACUGAAUUGAACGAUCCAUUUGACCAAAGGGCACGUUUCGAAGAACAAGCUAGACAAAAGGAUCAAGGUGAUGACGAAGCUCAAUUAGUCGAUGAAACCUUCUGUAAUGCUCUAGAAUACGGUUUACCACCAACUGGUGGUUGGGGUUGUGGUAUUGAUAGACUGGCCAUGUUCUUGACCGACUCCAACACCAUUAGAGAAGUCUUAUUGUUCCCAACUUUGAAGCCUGAUGUUUUGAGAGAGGAAGUCAAAAAGGAAGAAGAAAAUUAA